AUGGACUCGAGCUGGACACCUUCCAACGUGUUUCGCGAUCCCGACUCCUUCAUGGAGCCCGCCGAUGACUCAGACGAUGAUUUGUAUGCAGAUGCUAUGGACGCCGACAUUGCCUAUCAGUCGCCGCUCGGUCAGUCUGUGCCCGUCAACAUGGACGUCGACGCUGCUCCUCAAGGAGCUACGUCUUCGGACACGGCACCGAUCCCCAUCGAAAUCGAGGCAGCCCAGCACCAACAAGCAGGUGGAACGCUUCCCAUGCCUGAAUUACAGGCCCAGCCUGAGGAGCUGCCUACAGUCAUUGGUCCUGAACAGACCAAGCCUUCCGCAACUGCGCCCACGCUGGACCUCAUGUACUCCGUCAAGGGUCUCUACAGGAUCUUGGAUCUGAUCAACGAACAAGGAAGCGGCGGCCUCGUGGAUAAGAUCAUAAUCGCUCAGGACUCGCUUGGAUGCUUCAUCAACGACAUCUCAUCCGGCGCAUAUACGUCGCUGACCAAAGUCAAAUUCUCCGCGCUCGAUCAAGUCCAUCUGCAACCAAUCGGCGUGUAUGGUAGCAAAUCGGAGAUUGUCAAGUUCUUGCGGUUCAAAAACGUCAUCGAUGAUUCGACUGCCACUUUACUCGCGUCCGUUGAUGACUCGGCUACGGCUCGUCCAAUGCUACGCUCGGGUCUAUAUUUCCUUCGUUCUCAAGAAGCCAACCAUCCGAACAAGCUGUACGUCAUCUAUUGGCCCGAGGACAGCACAUGGGACGAUGCAGCGAUAUCGUCUGUAAGCCGUAACCGGAUCACGUUCAUGCGGUAUGUCCAGCAGGCGUAUCGGUCGCUCCUUGGCUCACGCCCACUCAGCUACCUUACAAAGAUCGCGGAUCAGAUUGUUGCGCUCAUAUCUCCGCAUCAUGCGCAAGACUUUGUUUGGCGUGAUAGGCUGCCGGGCACAGAAGCCCCUCCAGUUGAACUAGACGACGAUGAAAGCGAUCGUCUUUUUUCCUUUGAGGUUGCGAAGACUUUUGAACAGGACGAAGACGUAACAGCGCGGCCCGGCUUCACACCCCGUUUACUGUCAGGAGAAGCAUCCUGCGGCAUUCUCUCGGUGGAGUAUGUACCACCUGCUCACAGGAAAGAUGUGUUCGUCGAAAAAUGCAACGCAUUCCGUCUCAACCAACUGAUCGAACACGAAUCCAUUAAGCUCGGCGACCAACUCACCGACUCAUCCUUAGUCGUGCUCUUGGAAAAUGGUCUGGAGAAACGCUCGCCGAAGCCCUGCGCGUCGCUGAAGAAGCGUUUGGCGGACUUGCAGGAGAAGAAAAAGACAGAGAUUCGUGAUGAGGUAAAGAGCAUGCAAGAUGAUCUUCAUAAGGACGAUGCCAAGCUGUGUUCUGCGAUAUCUUUAUCGCUCAUCGCUGUGUUGGCAAAGAAGUUCCCAUCAUUGAUGAGGGAUGAUGACGCGGAGCUUGACGGUACCUCUGUGCUGGCUAACUUGGACACAUGGACUGGUGCUUCCACGUAUCAAGAUUUUCUGAACCCAAUCAUGGAACGAUGGCCAUUCAUCCAUCGGCUACUGGAAGACUUGCCGUCGGACAGAGCGUUGCGUUCGAUCGCAAGCAAGACAUUCAAGACGAACAAGGAGCGGUUGCUCUUGUUGCAUCUUCUCCUCGCAGAAAAACCGGACGUGCAAUCGACCAGCCAAUGGACCAGUAUAGUGCCUACAACCAUCGAUGGAGAUUUUCGACUUGCGAUGGAGUCUUUGGGACCGAUUCCGGUUUCAUCUGGACACGGCAACGAAAAGAGCUGGUGGUCGAAGAUUUCGAAAUUCGGUUGGCCCGGCGCAACUCGUUCCACCAACACGUUCGAUAUCAGACGUUUUGCAGCGGAUGUUCAGGAUGAUAUAUUCCUGAUGGAGCUACCCCGCCUAGUGGAUCUUGAGCCUACACUUGCUUCCAUGGCAGCCGAUACUAUUGCAGAAGCGCAGGAGUUCUUGCGCUCCAAGGUCGCGGACAAGUCCAAGACGAUUUGCGCGCGCAUCAGAGCUCAACAAGAGAAUGAUCUCAAAGAUGCGAUCAGGGCGGCAGCGAAUGCGCGUCAUGGUGAAGCUGUCCGAGGGGCAUACAGCAUCUUUCGAAACAACUUUAAGGAUCGGCUGAUCAAAGACUCUGAUAUGAAAACCAUGGUCAUUCACGAUGUUUCUCCUCAGAAGCUGGGGUGGGAGCACUUUGAAAUCAGGGGCGAGUACAGGUAUACGACAGACCCUGUGCUCCAGUACACCUGCUACCUGUUCCAGCUUUCCCAAUCCGAUCGCCAUCAGUUGUCUUUCGAUGCACUCUUUAUCCCUUCGCCACAGCUCCACCCACGCUCUGCGUUGUCGUUCAGGCUUCCUGUCCACCAUCGUAUACUUCACAUCCAAUUGCUUCAGGAGAUGAGAUGCCUUCUCAUCGUCGACGAUAGCAAGGGGGGAAUACACGUAUAUCUGGAGAAACUGGAAUCCCUCGACAAGUGUGUGGAUCGCCGAGCUGCGAAGAAGACGUGGCAUCGCGACAAGAUCGGCGGUGACUUCGUGAUAGCUUUCGAUGAGACAAGACGCACGCUAGCUGUGUGUGGGAAGAAGAGCCCUGAUCUCAACCUGCACAUUUUCAUCUUUGAUGACAAGUAUACUUCACUCCAAGGUGUCGGCUCUAUGAUCAAACUUCAGCCUUGGUUUGACGAGACAACCUCGAUCUCCCACAUGGUUUAUGUGCUCGGCAGUGAGGAACUGCUUUUCAUCGAUGGCUUAGCGCGGGCACGAAUAUUCUCACUUGUAACUCAGCAAUUCAGACCUGCGUCCGUGCAGCUACCGCGCGACCCGACACAUGUUCUUUCCUCCCCAGAUGGCUCUUGCUUCAUUGCAUCCGAGCUACAUGACCACAAGACAAUCUUCAGAGCAUAUCAUUGGUCAACCUUUGGCUCUACUUGUGGAAUACAAAUUGAGGUCCCAGAGUUUCCACCUGCGGGCAACCAUGUCAUGACAUCGAUAGGUUCCAAAACAAGCAUACAUCUCGUAUACAUGGAUGUCGCAGGAAGCUGCUGCAAAUCAGUUGCACUCCAUAUCACCCGAAGAGUUACCGAGUUCAUGUUCCAGGAGAAGGGUGCACAACAGAUGCAGGAAGGAAAAUCCUCGAUCACCUCUCACAACUGUCUCGUUGAAUGCCAUGCGGAUGUUUGGAAGCGCUUUCCUGUUAUGCCUGCAGUUCAAAGGCGCACAAUCACACCUGCUUCCUCACAUCGGGACUAUUCGCAAUUCCUCCCGCAUUUCAAGGAUCUCAUAGCUGAUUUCGAGCGCACGACGCGCAAGCCUGGCAGCGCGGAGCUCAAUGAUGUUCACAUAUCCGCACUCGACUUUGACUCCUUCUGCACGCAGGAGUUAUUAUCCCAAUCCUCAUUUCUCACUGGUGAAUGGCUGGUAGACCUCAUCUGUCUUAUCCCGAUCCACAUUGCGGUGACCAAAGACAACCGGUUCGUGCCCCUCAAGGAUGGUGUAUGGUCUGCGCAGCUGGAGCGGUCCCUUCUCGGUGCCACUGUUGAUCAAAUCAUCGAUCAGAUCAUAGUUUAUCUUUUGGUUGUCGUAUAUGGCAAGCAAGGUGUAUGGUUAUCUGCAACACCGACUGAAAAUGAGAUCAUCGUCACCCUUGACUUCGAAGGGGUACACAGUAUCGAACGUUCUGCGCAAGAGGAUACACUUCUCGUCCUCUUCAACACCGCAAUCUCUAACUUGGUUCUUUUCCGCAACAAUUUUGCAUUAUCCCGAGAUAUUACUGGGCUUUUUCAUUCUUUCCAAGCUUCGUCGUCCGUUCUAGACCCUUCUGCUAACCCUUCGCUCUUUCAAUCAAUGCUUGUGAUCAUCAUCAAGGACGUGGUUGACUCUGAUAAGAAGGAGAUCACGAAGGAAUUCAGUUUGAAGUUUAGAGAUAUUGUACAGGAAGAACAGGGCUCCAACUUCAUCUCACGCUUGCACGCCGGUCAUCUAACUAUUGUCCCUUGGCCUGUCAUUGAAUCAAGACAAUUCUAUGCUCUCUUUCCCGCAAUCAAGAGGAUGCUUGACAAGCAGCAGACCACGCACGCUAGUGGGGCCAUAUUUUUGCAGACUCUGAAGACAUUGAUGGCGAAACUCAAGGUGGUGAUUUUAUACACAUGGUUCUCCUAUGCCAUUCCAUCGUCGAGCAACUUCACAGAGAACCUCGCUGCACACCGAGUGAAACUACUUGGAUCUGUCCUUCCUAAAGCCCUCGAGUAUGGUGCCAACGAGAUAGAGCCAGAUAUCGAUCCUCUCAGGGACUUGGACUCGAACAUGCCCAUAGGAGCACCAGACACUCAAGCUCGGUUUGCCUCGCUGCUACCGAACUCAGUAAACCAGGCAGCGGAGCGGGAGAGAAUCCUUGGUAGACUCCGUUCGUCCUGGGAUCUUUAUGGAACGCGGCAACAUGCGGAAGAUAGCGAUUGGUUGUCGCAGCUCAACGCGUACCUCGAGCAUACAGUGGAUCUCCGUGUACAACAUGUUCAAGCUUGGUUAUCUACGAACACAACAAGGCUUCCGGUAGCGGAUGCUAACGUGGACAGCUUACGCCGCAGCUUCGACAGCAUGGUCAUCGACCUCAGAGCCAGUACUCAACUGUGUGGGAUCCAAUGCUCCACUUGCAGCUUGUACUGCCUUCGCCUUCGUCACCAUACUGGGGAUCAUGACUGUCAGACAUCACAUCAGUGCAUCCACACAUGCCAGUUCGUCGAAGAAUGCUCCAACCAGGAGAAAUGCGGUCUUCCGUAUGCCAUGUCCUUGCAUAUUCUGUGCACUAUCCCUGACAUACACCAACUUAGUGCGGGGCAUUCAGGAAGACAUGUCUGCGAUAUCAAAUCUCAUCUUUGCGGCCGACCCUGUGCAUUGUCCGGUCGGCGUGGUUGCCUAGAUCACUGUUCCAAGGUCGUGAAUCAUGACGAUGGCGAGCACUUAUGUGAAGCGCGAGUGCAUGAAUGUGGACAACCUUGUAGCCUGAUCGACGUUAGAGCAGAAGACGGAAGCCUUCACACUUGCCGCGAAACCUGCCGAAUCCCGAGACGUCAUGCCCAAUUCGCUGCCAACUAUGCCGCAGACUUUGUGCUAGCGACGACCACCUACAUGGUCUUGAUGAAGAUGCACAACAUCUCUGCGGAUGGCAUUUGUCACAUUGAGACUGCACCGCAGUCGAUAGAAGCGACAUUCACCGGGACCCAUCAAACAUUCCAGUACACGAAGGCAAGUAAUUCACUACACGAACGUGCAUGUCCAUCAGGUCACACUCAGCAGGAGCACGAGACCAGCCACGGCUCAAUGUCGAGGACUCGUUGGACAAUUGACGGACAAGAUGGGGCAGCGGUGGAGCUCGAUGGGCGCAAGUUUGGUCGCAGCGACGAAGUAUGGGUCGCCAUGUUCACGUUGAUUACUGUCGCUCUGGACCCGGUGAACGUUGCUCUGGCCCAGAAUUACAGCACAUCUCAGCGCAGAUGCUUCCGAAUCCUAGCAAAGCCAAAGACUGGAUUAGUCAUAGCCUCUUUUGGAGGCGCUUGGGUUUCAAAGGUACAUGAUCCAUACUCUCGUGAAGAUCAGACACACUUUGGAAAAUGGAAUCCUAGCGUAAUGAAGUCUGCUUUCCACGUAUCGGGAUCGAUGAGUGCUGGCGAUCGUCGGCCACUUUCAGGGACGCCUGUCACUGCGAAUAUUGCGAGCCGCUGCAACAAUAGGCUGGGGGCAGUCUAUUCCGCGCUUCAUGCAUUCUGGCAGUCGCGACACUCUAUCGCGACUGGGCAAGGCUUGGCAGCGAAUAUAAACCGCCGAGACUCGUAUACAGUGGUUCUAUUUGACCAUGAGGUCAACAGCGUACUACGGAACGAUUUCACGAGCACCCCCGACGUUCUGCUUAACACCGUUCUACGUCAUGAAGCAAGGGGUGGUACGAACUUCACCGCCGCGCUUGCUACGGCACAGGCAGAGAUGGAGGCUAGUUGGAGUACAGAGCGAAACCCUGUGAUCAUCUUCCUUUCCGACGGCGAAUGUAACGUUGCGGAUAGCGCGAUCCGCGACCUCUGCCGUAGGGCCGUGGUUCUUGGCAAAGCACUUUCAUUCCAUGCGGUAUCUUUUGGACAAGACAACGGUAUCCUUAGGCGCAUGUCUCAAGUAGCCACGGAAGUGCAGAACGGCGCUCCACAAGACCCACUGCAUCCUCAUGUUCCGUGCUCCUUUGCUCAAGCGCUUGACUCCGUAAGUCUUUCUCUUGGAUGUGUCUCAAACACACGGUUUACGCUUGUUCGAUAG
Messenger RNA from Punctularia strigosozonata HHB-11173 SS5, 6312 nucleotides. RefSeq lists its product as uncharacterized. The transcript has 36 exons. Lineage: Eukaryota; Fungi; Basidiomycota; Agaricomycetes; Corticiales; Punctulariaceae. The record is from RefSeq and is a predicted model, not a curated record. The coding region runs from base 1 to 6312 and encodes 2103 amino acids.